CUCCCCGGCGCGCCUCCGGAUUGGCUGAGCCGCCCGCCCCUCCCCCACGUGACCCGGGGCUUGGCCAUGGCCUCGCUGCGGCCCGCGGUGCCGCCCCGCCGGGCCCGGGCACCCGCCAGCGCCGCGUAGGGACGGGGUCACCGGGACCCCUCCGGGACCCCCGGGACCGCCCCGGGCACCCGCCAGCGCCGCGUAGGGACGGGGUCACCGGGACCCCUCCGGGACCCCCGGGACCGCCCCGGGCACCCGCCAGCGCCGCGUAGGGACGGGGUCACCGGGACCCCUCCGGGACCCCCGGGACCGCCCCGGGCACCCGCCAGCGCCGCGUAGGGACGGGGUCACCGGGACCCCUCCGGGACCCCCCGGGACCGCCCCGGGCACCCGCCAGCGCCGCGUAGGGACGGGGUCACCGGGACCCCUCCGGGACCCCCGGGACCGCCCCGGGCACCCGCCAGCGCCGCGUAGGGACGGGGUCACCGGGACCCCUCCGGGACCCCCGGGACCGCCCCGGGCACCCGCCAGCGCCGCGUAGGGACGGGGUCACCGGGACCCCUCCGGGACCCCCGGGACCGCCCCGGGCACCCGCCAGCGCCGCGUAGGGACGGGAUCACCGGGACCCUCGGGACCCCUCCGGCCCCAGCAUGGGGGAGAAGGCGGGCACCAGGGUGUUCAAGAAAUCCAGCCCCAACUGCAAGCUCACCGUCUACUUGGGCAAGAGGGACUUUGUGGAUCACCUGGACCGGGUGGACCCUGUGGACGGGGUGGUGCUGGUGGACCCCGACUACCUGAAGGACCGGAAAGUGUUCGUGACGCUGACGUGCGCCUUCCGCUACGGCCGGGAGGACCUGGACGUGCUGGGCCUCUCCUUCCGCAAGGACCUGUUCGCCGCCACGUGCCAGGCCGUGCCCCCCCUGCCCGAGGAGCGCCGGCCCCCCACCCGCCUGCAGCAGCGCCUGCUCCGCAAGCUGGGCCCCGCCGCGCACCCCUUCGCCUUCACGAUCCCCCAGAACCUGCCCUGCUCCGUGACGCUGCAGCCGGGCCCUGAGGACACCGGCAAGGCCUGCGGCGUCGACUUCGAGAUUCGGGCGUUCUGCGCUAAAUCCCUGGAGGAGAAAAUCCACAAGAGGAACUCGGUGCGGUUGGUGAUCCGGAAGGUGCAGUAUGCGCCCGAGCAGCCCGGCCCCCAGCCCAGCGCCGAGACCACCCGGCACUUCCUCAUGUCCGAGCGCUCCCUGCACCUGGAGGCCUCGCUGGACAAGGAGCUGUACUAUCACGGGGAGCCCCUGAAUGUCAACGUCCACGUCACCAACAACUCCAGCAAGAGCAUCAAGAGGAUCAAGAUCGCUGUGCGACAGUUCGCCGACAUCUGCCUCUUCAGCACCGCCCAGUACAAGUGUCCUGUGGCCCAGAUCGAGCAGGAGGACCAGGUGCCCCCCAGCGCCACCUUCUGCAAGGUGUACACCCUGACCCCGCUGCUGCGGCACAACCGGGACCGGCGCGGGCUGGCGCUGGACGGCAAGCUGAAACACGAGGACACCAACCUGGCCUCCAGCACCAUCGUGAAGGAGGGGGCGAACAGGGAGGUUCUGGGGAUCCUGGUCUCCUACCGCGUCAAGGUGAAGCUGGUGGUGGCCCGUGGAGGGGAUGUCUCGGUGGAGCUCCCCUUCAUCCUCAUGCACCCGAAGCCCCUCGAGCCCUGCCCGCCCCCACGGCCGCCAUCAGCCCUCCCCGAGACAGACGCCCCUGUGGACACCAACCUCAUUGAGUUUGAGACCAACUACGGGCAGGACGACGACAUCGUCUUCGAGGAUUUCGCCCGUCUGCGCCUGAAGGGGCUGAAGGACGAGAAGGAUGACGAGGACCAGCUCGGCUAGGGACCCCCCCAGGACCCCCGCCGGGACCCCCAGCCCUCCCCAAGGCCCCCCAAUAUCUGACUGCUGUAAGGGGUGUCCCCUCCCUUCCCCACACCCCGGGGUGGGGUGCCAUUUCAAGGGGACCCCCAACCCCUCCCCCCAAGCACUGGACUCGACUGGGCAUUACCCCUCCCCCCGCCCCUCCCCCCGCCCCUCCCCCCACUGUUUAUAUGUACAUUAAUUUUUAAAGAUGUUUUGGGGACCCCCCCCCCGUCCCUCCCCCGCCCCCCCCAGCUGCCUCUGAGCGGCGUUGGGGACACGGGGGGGGUCGUUGGGGUAAAUAAAACCUUUGAGCCAA
Molecule: messenger RNA, 2211 nt
Organism: Phalacrocorax carbo (great cormorant)
Lineage: Eukaryota; Metazoa; Chordata; Aves; Suliformes; Phalacrocoracidae
Source: RefSeq, a predicted model, not a curated record